Lathyrus oleraceus (garden pea) is the source of this 1275-nucleotide messenger RNA. RefSeq lists its product as uncharacterized. The transcript has 3 exons. NCBI's taxonomy places the organism in Eukaryota, Viridiplantae, Streptophyta, Magnoliopsida, Fabales, Fabaceae. The record is from RefSeq and is a predicted model, not a curated record. Bases 1 to 1275 code for a protein of 424 amino acids.
AUGUCACAACCUUUUGUCUCCACUUCAAGCAAAUCUUCCAAAGAACAUGCAAACCCUAAUACUAGUGGCACUGAGAUAGAUCUCUCAAAUGUCAUCACUGAUGUUGUUCCUCUCUCAAUCAUUCAUGUCCAUGCAACCCCCAUGAGAAAGGCCAGAACCUCUUCCUCAAGAAAAAGCAAGCCUACAAAAGUAAGUACCACUUCCACUCCCUCCAUAACUGCAAGCAAUAUGAAUGAUCCUGAACCCCUCACUGGUGUGAAUAAACACAUGUCCAUGACUAACUUGUAUCUUGAUCCCAUCAGCAUCAAACCUAAUGUUGGUAUUAAUGAAGGUUGCCCCGCUGUGACAAAUGCUGUUGAAAAUGUUGAAGCUUCUAGAACCAGCAAUAAACCUAGCUUUGUUACUGCCUUGAAUAACAGUUUUAAGAACCCCAUAAAUGAUCCUGAUGUGCAUGCUUCUACUCUCUCUCCUGAGAAAUCUCAAGACAAAGAAAGGUCAGAAGAUAUUCUUAAUGAGUUGGGUAACAAAGAUAAAAACCUUGUUGAUCAACCCACUUACAUUAUUAAUAUUGAGGAAUUAGACUCUGAUGAUGUUUCUAUUGGUCAACGAUUGGCUCCUGGCAUAGCUAAACGGUUGAAGAAUAGGAAGGAUCAAGCUGUUGGGUCCUCCAACACUCCCUCCAAAUUUGUCAGAAAGAAGGAUAAUGUUGGUCCCACUAAAAGUUGGAGCAAGGUGGUUACUCCUACACUUAAGAAGAAGUCCCUGAAAAGGAAGGAAGUUCCUACUGAGUCUAGUGAAUUUGAUCAGGAUGUCGAACACAAUGUUCAAUACAUCAUCUCCACUUCCAGAAAGCAAGCCUAUGGGAAGAAGAUUCCAUCCGACAUUCUUGAGUACCACUUUACAACAUCUUUUUUCACUCUGUGGAAAAUAUUGAAAAAUGGAAAUAUGUUUAUCAAAGAAGGUUUUAGGAAGUGCUAUGAGAUAUUGGUCAAAAAACUUAUAAUGAACAUCUCCAAAGAGUGUGACAACAAAAGGAGCAAGGAAUUCAGAAAAGUGUAUGUAAGAGGAAGAUGUGUGGAUUUUUAUCCUGAAAUAAUCAACAGGUUCUUAGGAAGAAAUGAAGAAGAACAAGCUGAAAUUGAAGUUUCAAACAAUUUCAUCUACAAAGAGAUCAUAGCUAAGCAAGUAAAAGAAUGGCCAAGGAAAGGAAAAUUGUCUAUUAGUGCCUUGAGUGCCAAGUAUGUUGUUCUCCAUAGAAUUGGAGCUGCUAAUUAG